GCCGCGCGUGCGCGCUAGCGGGCCGAGGUGUCUUCCCCGGCGGGCGCGUAGAGCUGGCGAGCUGCUUUGGCGGAGGCGGCGCCGAGUAGCGCGCGGAGGAAGGAGGUCGGUUCGGCGACGCCGGCGGAAACCUGAGUCCGGGCGGGAGGCCCGACGGCGGGAGGCGACAUGUCGGCUGCGGGGCUGAAGAAGCAGUUCUACAAGGCGAGCCAGCUGGUCAGCGAGAAGGUUGGCGGGGCCGAGGGGACCAAGCUAGAUGAUGACUUCAAAGAGAUGGAAAAGAAGGUGGAUGUCACCAGCAAGGCCGUGGCAGAAGUGCUGGUCAGAACCAUUGAGUACCUGCAGCCCAACCCAGCCUCAAGGGCCAAGCUGACAAUGCUGAACACUGUAUCCAAGAUCCGGGGCCAAGUGAAGAAUCCUGGCUACCCUCAGUCAGAGGGGCUGCUGGGCGAGUGCAUGGUCCGCCAUGGCAAGGAACUGGGUGGAGAGUCCAAUUUUGGUGAUGCCCUGUUGGAUGCAGGUGAGUCCAUGAAGCGCCUGGCUGAGGUGAAGGACUCUCUAGACAUCGAAGUUAAACAGAAUUUCAUCGAUCCACUGCAGAAUCUGUGUGACAAGGACCUGAAGGAGAUCCAGCACCACCUGAAGAAGCUGGAGGGCCGCCGCCUGGACUUUGACUACAAGAAGAAGCGACAGGGCAAGAUCCCCGAUGAGGAGCUACGCCAGGCCCUGGAGAAGUUUGAGGAGUCCAAGGAGGUGGCGGAGACCAGCAUGCACAACCUUCUGGAGACUGAUAUUGAGCAGGUAAGCCAGCUCUCGGCCCUGGUAGAUGCCCAGCUGGACUACCACCGGCAAGCAGUGCAGAUCCUGGAGGAGCUGGCAGACAAGCUGAAGCGUCGGGUGCGGGAAGCCUCCUCACGCCCUAAGCGGGAGUUCAAGCCCCGGCCACGGGAGCCCUUCGACCUUGGAGAGCUGGAGCAGCCCAAUGGGGGAUUCCCCUGUGCCCCAGCACCCAAGAUCACAGCUUCCUCAUCAUUCAGAUCAGGGGACAAGCCUGCCAGGACGCCCAGCAGGAGUAUGCCACCCCUGGACCAGCCAAGCUGCAAGGCACUAUAUGACUUUGAGCCUGAGAAUGAUGGCGAGCUGGGCUUCCGCGAGGGCGACCUCAUCACUCUCACCAACCAGAUCGAUGAGAACUGGUACGAGGGGAUGCUGCACGGCCAAUCGGGCUUCUUCCCACUCAGCUAUGUGCAGGUGCUAGUGCCCCUGCCUCAGUGACCGCGCCUGCACACUGGCUGCCUGCACGUUGCGGCAGCAGCCUAACGCCAAGGUGCUCUAGAAACACUAACGUUCCUCCAGGAGGACCCUCCGCCCCACACUCCCAGCCCUGGGUCCUCCAUCCUAAGACUUGGGAAGGCCCACCCUGAGGUCCUGUCACCUUCCUGGUGGUGUCAGCUCCCACCUGUUUGAAACCCUCCCAGCCCGUUGCUGGCGAUGGGCCCUGGCUCCUCCUCCAGGCUCCCCAAAAGCAAGCAGGUCCUUGGGGUCCCCAGCCUGCAAGCUGAGGCUGGCCAGUACCCCAGUCUGGCACACGGAGCUGCACAUGCACAGCUCCCACGGGACCACAGAACCAGCCUCAGGCCUACUUACUGAAGGCCAAGCACAAAGGUCCCAGAAAGAGGACAUUCCCAGGUCCCUGGCACCUUCCUUUGAACCAGCUCCAUUGCUACCUAUCCAAGUGACCCUGCACCUUUAGGCUGCCACAGGCAGCUGGCAGGUCCCUUCACUGACCAGCAGACCCACCACAGCCCCAGCUCUGCAUUACCCUGCCAGGUGCCAGUCAGCGAGGCCUCCAGCCUGGGCUCAGUCACAUUCCUCUCUACAGCAGUCCCACAACCUAUGGCUCGUCCCUGGCAUGUGGGGCCACACCCCACACCCACAGAUGGGCAACAGUGUUCCACUCCAGCCUGGGCUGAAGCGAACUCUACUCCUGAUUUUUUUAAAAGUAUUAAAUGUCUCUUUCUACA
Molecule: messenger RNA, 2024 nt
Organism: Cricetulus griseus (Chinese hamster)
Lineage: Eukaryota; Metazoa; Chordata; Mammalia; Rodentia; Cricetidae
Source: RefSeq, a predicted model, not a curated record